AUGUCAUGUUUGUUUUCCAUUACUUGACUGUCUUUUGUCUCAUGAUCUUUUUGCAAUUUGCUCAUUUCCAGGGCAGCAAGUUCUUGGCUUGGUGGAAAACCAGAGUGAUUGGUAUUUGGGCAACCUUUGGAAGAAUCAUCGGCCCUGGCCAGCACUUGGGAGGGGAUACAACACAGGAGUUAUCUUGCUGCUUCUCGAUAAGUUACGGAAGAUGAAAUGGGAGCAGAUGUGGAGACUCACAGCAGAGCGGGAGUUAAUGAGCAUGCUGUCCACUUCACUGGCUGACCAGGAUAUCUUCAAUGCAGUCAUCAAACAAAAUCCCUUCCUUGUCUACCAGCUCCCAUGUUUCUGGAAUGUGCAGCUGUCUGAUCACACCCGUUCCGAGCAGUGCUACAGAGAUGUGUCUGACCUGAAGGUGAUUCAUUGGAACUCACCAAAGAAGCUGCGAGUGAAAAACAAGCACGUGGAGUUUUUCCGCAAUCUCUACCUGACAUUCCUGGAAUAUGAUGGGAAUUUGCUGAGACGGGAACUCUUUGGCUGUCCCAGUGAGGCAGACCAGAAGGGAUCUUCUGCUAAACAGCUGUCUGAGCUGGAUGAGGAUGACUUAUGCUAUGAAUUCCGUCGAGAACGUUUCACCGUCCAUCGCACCCAUUUGUAUUUUCUACAUUACGAAUACGAGCCUGCUUCAGACAAUACCGAUGUAACACUGGUGGCUCAACUUUCAAUGGACAGGCUCCAGAUGCUUGAAGCCAUCUGCAAACACUGGGAAGGUCCAAUCAGCCUGGCACUCUAUCUUUCUGAUGCAGAAGCCCAGCAAUUUCUGCGCUACGCCCAGGGCUCGGAAGUACUUAUGAGCCGCCACAAUGUCGGCUACCAUAUCGUGUACAAGGAGGGCCAGUUCUAUCCUGUGAAUCUGCUGAGGAAUGUGGCCAUGAAGCAUAUCAGCACACCAUACAUGUUUCUGUCCGACAUUGACUUCUUGCCUAUGUAUGGACUCUACGAGUACCUCAGGAAGUCUGUCAUCCAGCUAGACCUGGCUAACACCAAGAAAGCUCUGAUUGUACCUGCUUUUGAGACCUUACGCUACCGCCUCUCCUUCCCCAAGUCAAAAGCAGAGCUGCUAUCUAUGUUGGACAUGGGAACCCUCUUCACAUUCAGGUAUCACGUCUGGACGAAAGGGCAUGCGCCAACGAACUUUGCCAAGUGGCGAACAGCCACGACUCCCUACCGUGUUGAGUGGGAAGCAGACUUUGAGCCAUACGUUGUUGUGAGGAAGGACUGCCCAGAGUAUGACAGGCGGUUUGUUGGAUUUGGCUGGAACAAAGUAGCUCACAUCAUGGAACUGGAUGCACAGGAGUACGAGUUCACGGUGCUGCCCAACGCCUACAUGAUCCACAUGCCGCACGCCCCCAGCUUCGACAUCACCAAGUUUCGCUCCAACAAGCAAUACCGUAUCUGUCUCAAGACCCUGAAGGAGGAGUUCCAGCAGGAUAUGUCGCGCCACUACGGCUUUGCAGCCCUCAAAUAUCUCACGGCAGAGAACAACAGCUAGCACAACGGAGCCCGUGGGCGGGAAACAGGGACACCGGAGGGAGGAGCCACUCAACUUUUGGGGCCUGGGCUUCAAACUUCAGACUGAGAAACACUUUCUGUUUUUAUAUCAUACUCGGCAGUUCUAACAGUAGAAAUUUGAAGUGACAUGUCUUCAGACUAUGCUCGUUUGUCCCUUCCCCGAUUAUCCCAGGCCUUUCAGCUUUAGGAUUCAUGAGGUGUCAGCGAGAGGGGCCAGCCAGGCACCCGCCAUGCUGCCGGCAGUGGGGACUGACAGGGCCUGGGAAUGCACUCUGCUCUCUUAACUGCAGAGCCAAGACAGACCUUCACAAUAUAGGAUUUCAUGUUGCUAUUUAAUAAUUUGACAUGCUUUUUAUCUGUAAAGGA
Messenger RNA from Cariama cristata (Red-legged seriema), 1938 nucleotides. RefSeq names its product like-glycosyltransferase (gene LARGE1). NCBI's taxonomy places the organism in Eukaryota, Metazoa, Chordata, Aves, Cariamiformes, Cariamidae. The transcript has 10 exons. The annotation marks the transcript as partial. Gene Ontology annotation, molecular function: xylosyltransferase activity; glucuronosyltransferase activity. The record is from RefSeq and is a predicted model, not a curated record. Gene Ontology annotation, biological process: protein O-linked glycosylation via mannose.